UCUUAUAGUCUUAUUUCGCUACCCUCGGUAUCCUCAUUUAUUUUUCUUUCUUCCUUCCGUCCUUAAGACAAAGUCACAAAGGCUUCAUUAAUUGGCUGCAAAGUUCUCAUCUCCCUUUGACCAUGUCGUCUAUUAAAACCAUUAAGGUCAGCAAUGUUUCUUUACAAGCUACUGAGCGAGACAUCAAUGAGUUCUUUUCCUUUUCUGGUGAUAUAGAAUAUGUAGAAAUGCAGAGUGACAAUGAGCGGUCUCAAACUGCCUAUGUUACCUUCAAGGAUUCACAAGGAGCAGAGACUGCUAUUCUUCUUUCGGGAGCAACGAUAGUCAAUCUGUCUGUCAGCAUUUCGUUAGCUCCAGACUACAAAUUGCCUCCUGCUGCUUUUGCACCGCCUCCUGCCGCUUUUGCACCGCCUCCUGCUGCUUUUGCACCGCCUCCUGCUGCUUUUGCACCUCCUCCUCCAAUACAAAACCAAACUCCUGCUGGUGCUGAUUCGGCAAUGCGGAAGGCAGAGGAUGUUGUUACUGGCAUGCUUGCUAAGGGCUUUAUAUUGGGCAAAGAUGCAGUCAACAAGGCAAAGAGCUUCGAUGAGAAGCACCGGCUAACAUCAACAGCCUCAUCCAAGGUAGCAUCUUUUGACAAGAAAAUUGGGUUCACCGAGAAGGUAAGUGCUGGUACUAGUGCGGUGAGUGGGAAAGUUAGGGAAGUGGAUAAAAAAUUUCAGGUUUCAGAGAAAACCAAAUCAGCAUUCUCUGUGGCCGAGCAAAAGGUGAGCAGUGCAGGAUCUGCCAUAAUGAAGAACAGGUAUGUAUUCACCGGAGCUUCAUGGGUGACUGGUGCUUUCAACAAGGUUGCAAAAGCAGCAGGUGAUGUUGGCCAGAAAACAAAAGAAAAAGUGGGAGCGGCUGAAGAAGAGCGAAAAAGAAAAGUGGUGGAUGACUUUGCACAGAUUCAUCUAUCUGAGUCACCUAAAGCUACUGCACCAAACGAACAACAUAAUCCCUCUAAGCCUGCAUCUGCUCAAGGGCUGAUCCUUUGAGUUACUGCUGCUGCUGUUAAUACCUUUGGAAUUGAACUCUGUCGGCUCUUAGUAGUUUCUCUCGCAUUUGUAUUUCUGGUGCGGGAAUGGUCCAUUAUAGCAUAUUAGUAUAUAAUUAAACUAUAUUCUGGGGCAGUAUUGAGUGAAUUGAACUAACGUUACAUCGUUGGUGGUGGUUUUGUUUUACAAAUUUUUAUAUAGUUUUAUCUGAUUAGAGAUGAUAACGCAAAA
This is a messenger RNA of Gossypium arboreum, 1268 nucleotides long. Its product is annotated as binding partner of ACD11 1. Lineage: Eukaryota; Viridiplantae; Streptophyta; Magnoliopsida; Malvales; Malvaceae. The coding region runs from base 123 to 1037 and encodes 304 amino acids. The record is from RefSeq and is a predicted model, not a curated record. The transcript is spliced from 5 exons. Gene Ontology annotation, molecular function: RNA binding.